UGUUGGAAUUUAUGUAAAUGAGAUUGGAAAGCGUUUUGAAUUUUUGGAGAAUUUAAAGAAGAAUUAUUUUAAAGUUUUUGAAAUUUAUUUUCUGAAUUUUAAAAAGUUUGAAAGAAUGGAAAAUUAUUGGGGAAAAUUCAAAGAAAAAUUAAUUUCAAAAUAUAAUAAUAAAUUAAACAUAAAAAUUGAAAACGAAUUACAUUAUUUUUUAAUUGAAAUAUUAAAAGUAACGGAAGGGAAGCUAAAUAAAGAGGCCUUAAGUAAAAUCAAGGAAAAUUUGUACUUGGAAAAGAUUUCAAAAUAUUUUGUUGAUUUCAAUAAAAUUAAUUGGAGUGUAUUAAAUGCCAAUCAGAGGCAAUUUGUAAAGGAAAUUCUUAACUUGCAAAACAAUGAAAAUUUGAACGAAUGGAUAUUAAAAAUAGAAAAGAGGAUUGAAGAGCUUAAACAAAUAAAAGAACAAGUUGAAAUAGAUAACUCUGGAAAUAUGCAAGUUUAUCUUCAUCCAGACGGUUUUAGGCCUUUAAAUAAAAAUUGGCAUGAUUUAUCUUCUAAUGUUCAUCACAAUGAUAUUACUCCUAUCAAGUCUUUCAAUGAACUUUUCGAAAAAUGGAAAGAUGAGAAGUCGAAACAAAUUAAAGAAAUUUCAAAUUUUCAAUUAUUUAUGUCACCUCCACUCAACAAAGAGGGAGGACAUAUUCAUGCUAUUGUUUUAGCUAUUGGGGCAGGGAAAGUUGAGUAUAAAAUAAUAAAAGGAUUAUUUAUUGAUGAAUCCAGCAAAUCUUUGACUUUAUUUAAUAGUACAUGUUCAGACGACUCUCUUUAUUGUCAUCUUUUCAAGGUAAAAUAA
This is a messenger RNA of Meloidogyne enterolobii, 847 nucleotides long. The record is from the annotation of a GenBank genome assembly. NCBI's taxonomy places the organism in Eukaryota, Metazoa, Nematoda, Chromadorea, Rhabditida, Meloidogynidae.